AUGGCAGGGGAUGUCACCUACGCGGCCGUGGCAAUGCUGCCGAGGGAAAGGCCACACGCUCCUUCAGAGACAUCAAACCCAGGAAACACGAUCACAUAUGCUGAGCUGCAUGUGAAGUCCCAACGCCAAGGGAACAGCAGAGCAGAGACUUCCACUCCUGGCUGCCAGCACAGGUUCUCAGCCUGGUUCUACGUGGCGCUGGUCCUGGCAGUCCUCGUGCUCAUCCUGCUGGGAGUUGUGGCCAUACAAGCCAAGCAGUUUUUGAAGGGCAGAGCAGGAAAAUCAAAAAGUUUGCCUCACUAUGGUCUGAACAGCACCAGCAAUGACAUUUCUUCAGAGAGGACUGUCUCAGCAGCGCUCCUGAAACAGCUCAUGGAGGAGCUGUGUGAAGAUGGACAGGGGGCAACAUGUGAGCUGUGUCCCCCCGGCUGGCAGCUGCACAGGGGCAGAUGUUACUUCUUCUCUGAGGAGGCCAGGAGCUGGGAGGACAGCCGGAAAAACUGCUUGGCCAGGAAGUCCCAGCUGCUUGUCAUUGAGGAUGAUGUUGAGAUGGAAUUUAUAGACAACAAAGACAAAGAUACCAAAUAUAUCUGGAUUGGCUUGGACAUCAAAGGCAUGGAGAAAGCAUGGAGUUCAGUGGAAGAUCACAGAGUAAAAGAAAAGAGGACAGCUUUAAAAAGCAUCGAGGCUGACAAGAACUGUGCUGUUUACAGAAGAAAAAACGUGAUCCAGGCAGAUAACUGCCAGACCUUAAAGGAGUGGAUCUGUAAGAAGAAUGCAACUUUGCUGUUGCUCUGAGCGAAAUUUCCAGACAGCAGGCAGAGCUUCUUGUCAGAAGACCCAUUUUACAGACAAACCAACUUGUGAUGUAAAUAAUUUUCAUCAGACUGGCAGGGAAACUUGCACUUUGCUGGGCUGUUCUCCCUAAAGUCAGAAGACAGGUCCUGCAACAGGCCUGCAAGCUGGCACACAGGGAUUUUGGGGUGUUGAGCCUUCACACAGACAGAUUUUGGCAGCAGCUGCCUCAGGAAGGGUCAGAGGAGAAGAGAUACUUGUGAGGAGGA
This is a messenger RNA of Onychostruthus taczanowskii (white-rumped snowfinch), 1064 nucleotides long. Its product is annotated as killer cell lectin-like receptor subfamily F member 1. Lineage: Eukaryota; Metazoa; Chordata; Aves; Passeriformes; Passeridae. Bases 1 to 798 code for a protein of 265 amino acids. The transcript is spliced from 7 exons. The record is from RefSeq and is a predicted model, not a curated record.